AUUUUUUCGGCUGCAUCGAAGCUGGAGGAGAUCCAGUUGUUGCCCCACAUCCUGAACUUUUUGGUGGAGCUUGACCCCCUCCUUCGGAAUCAACAAAAUCCGGUCCGAGAAUUUUCGAUUUCACCGUAGGGUUGCUCAGCCCUAGGUUUUUUGGCGGGCGGGAUCGAGCAAGCGGGUCCGCCUCCCAAUCGUGCGAAAAGUCAACUGCCCUCCCAAAGAACGACAACAUCGCGAACCCAUCUACAUUUGCAUGCCCAUUCGAAAGCCGUCAAUCAGUCACUAACCCAAACAGCAAAGAUGGUCCGAUACGGAGCUACCGAGAUUGAGACGGCCAAGUCGGCCCGCGCCCGCGGCUCGUACCUGCGUGUUUCUUUCAAGAACACCCGCGAGACCGCUCAGGCCAUCAACGGCUGGAAGCUGCACCGCGCCGUCAAGUUCCUUGAGAACGUCCAGGAGAAGAAGGAGGCUGUCCCCAUGCGCCGGUACGCCGGCAGCACCGGUCGCUGCGCCCAAGGCAAGCAGUUCGGUGUCUCCAAGGCCCGCUGGCCCACCAAGUCGGCCGAGUUUCUCCUCGGUCUCCUGAAGAACGCUGAGGCCAACGCCGACGCCAAGGGCCUCGACACUGGCAACCUCGUUGUCAAGCACAUCCAGGUCAACCAGGCCCCCAAGCAGCGCCGCCGGACGUACCGUGCCCACGGUCGUAUCAACCCUUACAUGUCUUGCCCCUGCCACAUCGAGCUCAUCCUGACGGAGCAGGAGGAGGCUGUUGAGAAGUCUGACGCUGUUACCGACCGCAACGAGCACCUUACAUCAAGGCAGCGUGGCGCUCGCGUCCGCAAGGCCCUCACCGCCGCAUAAGCGGAUCAUCUUUUUUGACGAAAGGGACUGAUGGAUACGGACGGGACAGGGCUGUUUCGGCACAUUGCAUUGUUUCUUGUUGGGUUUUGACGGUCGGUAGCAAAAGAAGAACUACUCGGCCAUCACAGACGAACAAUGCAUUUUCUCUCUUGGGGCGACGGUUAUGGAAAUGCGGCGUGGCGCGGUUGCACAACUGGGAAAGGAUUUUUAAUUCCCAUCUUUUCGCGCUUUUUUCCCUCCCACUUGUUUUUAGGGUCAACCGGUGUUGUAUCUGAGCAUGGCAUUCGGGGAAUCAAAAUUCAAAGCUUUCUGGUAAAAAUGAGGAGACUUCACGAUGCUGAAGCUACGAGAGGGAUACCGAGACCUCAGGCACAUACCCACGAGGAAUAGACUUAUGAUGAACAGCCCUUCCCGUCCG
This is a messenger RNA of Pyricularia oryzae 70-15, 1276 nucleotides long. RefSeq names its product 60S ribosomal protein L17. Bases 298 to 858 code for a protein of 186 amino acids. Gene Ontology annotation, molecular function: structural constituent of ribosome. Gene Ontology annotation, biological process: cytoplasmic translation. Gene Ontology annotation, cellular component: ribosome; cytosolic large ribosomal subunit. The transcript has 4 exons. NCBI's taxonomy places the organism in Eukaryota, Fungi, Ascomycota, Sordariomycetes, Magnaporthales, Pyriculariaceae. The record is from RefSeq and is a predicted model, not a curated record.